Camponotus floridanus (Florida carpenter ant) is the source of this 1314-nucleotide messenger RNA. RefSeq names its product stromelysin-2-like. The transcript is spliced from 4 exons. Gene Ontology annotation, cellular component: extracellular matrix. NCBI's taxonomy places the organism in Eukaryota, Metazoa, Arthropoda, Insecta, Hymenoptera, Formicidae. The coding region runs from base 1 to 1314 and encodes 437 amino acids. Gene Ontology annotation, molecular function: metalloendopeptidase activity; zinc ion binding. The record is from RefSeq and is a predicted model, not a curated record. Gene Ontology annotation, biological process: proteolysis.
AUGGAUGAUGAUGAUUUGACGGAUCCUGUUGAAGAGGAAAAUGCGAUAGAGAGAAAACCUGAAACCCCUUUUCUGAUUAGUGAUGUUGAAGAGUUACUUCAAAUAGAGCGGGAACAAUUUUCGAAGAAAAAUCUGAAAACUUCAGUUGUGCAAUUUAUAAGACAUCAAGAGCUCGGCUUAAAAAAACCCCGCACAAAUUCGUUGAGGACAUUUCUCCAACAUCGAGAUGUUGUGUGUAUAGAGUUGAAAAAUGUGAUGCAAGAUUUUAUUGAAAAGAUAGAAGAAGAUAAUCGUGAGAAUAAGCUACGGGAAGGCUUGGAAACGUUGAAGAGUUCACGAGAGUACAUGAACAGUCAACGAGAGGAUAAACAGAUAUGCGAAUCCAAACCUGUGCGAAAAUUAAAAUUGAGAGAAUACUACGCCCUGCCGGGAAACGGCGUUCUGACCGUGGAAACGAUUCGCGUCAUGCGCAGGCCGCGAUGCGGCGUCGCGUACAUUCACGCUUACAGCCCGUUGACGAGAAAGUGGCCGAAGACGCAUCUCACGUGGAACUUCAAACUAGCGAACAGAGGUACUCUGCGCAUGACUCAGAGCGCGUUCGCUUUGUGGUCCGAGCAAUCCUCUCUGACGUUCUCGCGCGACCCGCUGCGCCCCGAUAUACUGAUAUCCUAUCAAUCCGGCGCUCACGCGUACGAGAACAGCGACAACGGGGGCUCAUGCCCGUCGCCGUUCGCCGGACCGGGAUCGGUCGUCGCUCACGCGUUCUUUCCGACGGGAGGGCCCAAUCAAGUGACCGAGGUGCACGUCGACGAGACGGAGCCGUGGCACAUCACGCUGACCAGGCCCUCGUCGGACAGGCUGUAUCUCCUUCAGACGCUGACGCACGAGAUCGGUCACACUCUGGGUCUGACUCACAGUAUGAGGGAAGAUUCGGUCAUGUACGCGUACACGCCUUCGGAGGAAAGGCGAUAUCCGCUCAGGCUGAGCAUAGAGGACGUCAUAAACGUGCGAAAUCUCUACGGAUCGAGAGAAACGACGAAUCCUACGAUCGUCGACGCUACUCCGACGACCGCGGCGACGACAACGGCCUCGACGACGACGACGACGACGGCCGCGGCGCCGCCGACAACCGCGAGGACGGUUAAGCCGCCGCUCGCUCCCUCCGAUACCGCGGAUCUAUGCGCCUUGAAGCGCGUAGACGGAACGCUAAUCAUGAAUCGUCGCUUGUACGUCGCGCGUAAACGCAACGUGUGGCCCGUCGAUAUGAGGGAGAGACGCUACGGAGCGCCCUUCUCGUUCGCCGACUACUUCUAG